GGUGCGGCGCCGGCAAGAAGGUCGGCAGGUAGUCACUUCCGCUGGGGCUGCCCUCUGCAUCCGGGUCAGCUACGCCGCUACCGCUACAGCUGCAUCUGUGGCCGGGGUCCUGGGCUCGAGUCUACACUGCGGUCCGAGGGGAGCGGGCUCCGCUCGGCGCUACCUUCUGCGACCUGGCCGUCAGCCCCACGUCGCCGGCCUGGAGGGGCGAAGAAGACGAGGGGGCCAAGGCUUCCUCCGGGGACAUUGGCUCUCUGGAUUAUCGGGAAUUUGUAGUUGACAUUGAGUCCAAGCUGAGGAUGGAAGGUGUAGAACUUAAGGAAGAAUGGCAAGAUGAAGAUUUUCCAAUACCAUUACCAGAAGAUGAUAGUAUCGAAGCAGAUAUAUUAGCUGUAACUGAACCAGAGAACCAGCCUGGCUCACUAGAAGUUAAUGGAAAUAAAGUAAGAAAGAAACUAAUGGCUCCAGACAUUAGCCUGACCCUGGAUCCUAGUGAUGGCUCUGUGUUGUCAGAUGAUUUGGAUGAAAGUGGGGAGAUUGACUUAGAUGGCUUAGAUACACCAUCAGAGAAUAGUAAUGAAUUUGAGUGGGAAGAUGAUCUUCCAAAACCCAAAACUACUGAAGUUAUUAGGAAAGGCUCAAUUACCGAAUACACAGCAGAGGAGGAAAAAGAAGAUGGACGACGCUGGCGUAUGUUCAGAAUUGGAGAACAGGACCACAGAGUUGAUAUGAAGGCCAUUGAACCCUAUAAAAAAGUUAUCAGUCAUGGAGGAUAUUAUGGGGAUGGAUUAAAUGCCAUUGUUGUGUUUGCUGUCUGUUUUAUGCCUGAAAGUGGUCAACCUAACUAUAGAUACCUGAUGGACAAUCUCUUUAAGUAUGUUAUUGGCACUUUGGAACUAUUAGUAGCAGAAAACUACAUGAUAGUUUAUUUAAAUGGUGCAACGACUCGAAGGAAAAUGCCUAGUCUGGGAUGGCUCAGGAAAUGCUAUCAGCAAAUUGAUAGAAGGUUACGGAAAAACCUAAAAUCUCUAAUCAUCGUACAUCCCUCUUGGUUUAUCAGAACACUUCUGGCUGUUACAAGACCAUUUAUUAGCUCAAAAUUCAGCCAAAAAAUUAGAUACGUCUUUAAUUUGGCAGAACUAGCGGAACUUGUCCCCAUGGAAUAUGUUGGCAUACCAGAAUGCAUAAAACAUAACAAAAUAAGAGAAGAACAAGCUAGCCCUGGCCAGUGUUGCUUAGCAGUUAAAAGUGUUGGCCUGAGCACUGAAGGGUCUCCAGUUCGAUUCCCGGUCAAGGACACAUACCUGGGUUUACCUGGGUUGCAGGUAUGAAGAAGAAAAGUUAAAAAAGAAACAAAAAAGAGUUGAUCAAGAG
This is a messenger RNA of Eptesicus fuscus (big brown bat), 1374 nucleotides long. It is a transcript of the gene BNIP2, whose product is annotated as BCL2 interacting protein 2. Gene Ontology annotation, cellular component: cytoplasm. The transcript has 12 exons. Lineage: Eukaryota; Metazoa; Chordata; Mammalia; Chiroptera; Vespertilionidae. The record is from RefSeq and is a predicted model, not a curated record. The coding region runs from base 300 to 1331 and encodes 343 amino acids. Gene Ontology annotation, biological process: apoptotic process.